AUUCAUCAAGAUAACAUCCUGUGUCAAGCUACUCCUAGCCUCACGAUUUAGGAGGUUAAGAAAAGCACAUUGAUUCAGGUGAAGAGGAAACGGGGUAAUUCGCUUCACGUUGUCCGGUCUAUGGAAAGUAUUUUUAACAAAGAUACAAUGCCGUGUCACAACCAGGAGCUUAACAGCGGUGCCAUAAGCAGCGCUAAACAAGUUCGUUUCGCCAAUUCCUCUGAAACUUCAAGUGAUGAUCAACAGCACGAUGCGAAUCACGGAGCGGGCAUCAGCAACGACCUUAUUCUGGAAAUCGGGCUUCAACUUAAACUUCUUCCCUUGAACGACCAAAUCCGAGAGUUGCAGACCAUAAUUCGAGACAAAACAACCAGCAGAGGGGACUUUGUGUUUUGUGCUGAUCGACUGAUUCGACUUGUUGUUGAAGAAGGACUCAAUCAGUUACCAUAUUCAGAGUGUACAGUGACCACUCCAACAGGGCACAAGUAUGAAGGAGUGAAGUUUGAGAAGGGUAACUGUGGUGUAAGCAUAAUGAGAAGUGGUGAGGCAAUGGAACAAGGACUGAGGGACUGCUGUAGAUCCAUUCGAAUUGGAAAAAUCCUAAUUCAGAGUGAUGAGGAGACGCAAAAAGCCAAAGUGUACUAUGCCAAAUUUCCUCCAGAUAUUUUUAGAAGGAAGGUUUUAUUAAUGUACCCAAUAUUAAGUACUGGUAACACAGUUAUUGAAGCAGUGAAAGUUCUAAUAGAACAUGGUGUUCAACCUAAGCACAUCAUACUGCUUAGUCUCUUUUCAACACCUCAUGGUGCUAAAUCAAUUAUUCAAGAAUUCCCAGAUAUAACUAUCCUAACAACUGAGGUUCACCCUGUGGCACCAACACAUUUUGGGCAGAAAUACUUCGGGACUGACUAACUGGAAAAUAAACAACAGAUCCAUUUUCUGUAGCUGUUAA
This is a messenger RNA of Erpetoichthys calabaricus (reedfish), 949 nucleotides long. It is a transcript of the gene uprt, whose product is annotated as uracil phosphoribosyltransferase (FUR1) homolog (S. cerevisiae). The record is from RefSeq and is a predicted model, not a curated record. Bases 121 to 909 code for a protein of 262 amino acids. Lineage: Eukaryota; Metazoa; Chordata; Cladistia; Polypteriformes; Polypteridae. The transcript has 7 exons.